Gadus chalcogrammus (walleye pollock) is the source of this 3554-nucleotide messenger RNA. RefSeq names its product growth hormone receptor a (gene ghra). The record is from RefSeq and is a predicted model, not a curated record. Gene Ontology annotation, molecular function: protein binding; cytokine receptor activity. The transcript has 11 exons. Gene Ontology annotation, cellular component: external side of plasma membrane. The coding region runs from base 1 to 2151 and encodes 716 amino acids. Gene Ontology annotation, biological process: cytokine-mediated signaling pathway. Lineage: Eukaryota; Metazoa; Chordata; Actinopteri; Gadiformes; Gadidae.
AUGAGCUACCAGGCUCUGGGUCAUGGGCGUCUUGGGUCCCGCCCAUGCCUCUCUCAGCACAUCCAACGGGCCCCUCACCUGUCGGCCAUAGAGCAGUUGAAACGGCACAACCAGCUGCUCUGCCCUGCCCUCUCCUGGCUGAUGGUACAACAGCCCUUCUCUUACCCGGUAGCUCUCUCCCGACAAAGCUGGAGGUACAUCUGUGGAGGAGGAGCGAUUUCUCCUUCUGCAAAAGGCAAGUCCCUUAGGGUAGCUAGCUCAGCAGGCUCCUCUGUCUCUUCUCCAGGAGCCCCUGCUCGGCUCUGGGACCGGGUGACCACCACAUUAACUGCUCCGUCCAGCCCCCACUUCACAGCGUGUGUUUCCAGGGACCAGGCCACCUUCCGCUGCUGGUGGAGCGAGGGCAGCUUCCACAACCUCUCCCAGCCUGGGGCCCUCAGGGUCUUCUACCGCUACAAGAAAAAUUCUCCUUGGAAAGAGUGUCCGGAGUACAUCCACUCCAACAAGGAAUGCUUCUUCGACAGCAACCACACCACCAUCUGGACCUCAUGCUGCGUCCAGCUGCGUUCCCACGACAACGUCACUUACUUCAACACGGAGCACUGCUUCUCCGUGGAGAACAUCGUCCGUCCCGAUCCCCCGGUGGCGGUGAACUGGACCCUGCUGGGCGUGAGUCCGUACGGGCUGCACUAUGACGUCAUCGUCACCUGGGACCCCCCGGCCUCUGCAGACGUGAGCAUGGGCUGGAUGAGUCUGGCCUACGAGGUCCAGUACAGGAGGUGGAACAGCAGCGAGUGGACCGUGGUGGAGGUGCAGGGGGGCACUCAGCAGACCCUCUACGGCCUGAACGUUGAGGAGGAGUACGAGGUGCAUAUCCGCAGCAGGAUGAAGGCCUUCACCAAGUUCGGCGGCUACAGCGACUCCAUCUUCAUCCAGCUCGCAAACUAUCCUGGCAGAGAGAGCAUCUUUCCUGUUGCGCUGGUGCUGGGGAUCCUGGCAGUGGUCAUCCUCCUCAUGCUGCUUCUCUUUUCUCAACAACAAAGAUUAAUUUUGCUGCUGUUACCCCCCGUGCCCACACCUAAGAUUAAAGGGAUAGAUUCAGAAAUGCUCAAGAAGGGGAAGUUCGAGGAGCUGAACUUCAUCCUGAGCGGCGGGGGCAUGGGCAGCUCCUGCACCCCCCUCUUCUACCAGGACGAGCCCCUGGUGGACUGCAUCGAGUUGGACCCCCUGGACCCCGCCGACGCUGGUGACAAGGGUGGCCAGAGCUCGGAAGCCCAGCGGCUCAUUGGGGGCCGUCAAGCGUCGGGCCGGCCCACAGUCGGGGGCCUCAGCCACACCCUCAGCUUCUGUGAUGAGGAUGACGACAGCGUGGUGGGCGACCCCCCCGACCAGGAUGCUCUCUUGGCGCUGCUGACCACCCCCAGCCCCAGCCCCACCUCAGCCCUGCUGCUGCCCGGCCAGCCUGAGCUGAAGCAAGGGUUCCCGGGGGGCAGGGAUCCAGACCCGAGCCUGGCCCACGAUGGAGCCCCGCGGCCCCAGGCCUGGCUCAACACCGACUUCUACGCCCAGGUCAGCGACGUGAUGCCCUCCGGGGGCGUGGUCCUGUCUCCCGGCCAGCAGCUGAGAGCCCAGGAGUCCACCGCCGCACGGGAGGGGCAGAAGGAGAAGGAGGAGGAGGAGGCAAAGAAGAAGAAGUUGGGAGCGCAGAUCGAAGGCGAGGGGAAAGAUCCAGUGGGAGACGAGGAGCCAGAGCAGCAGUUCCAGCUGGUGGUGAUGGCGGCGGAUCCCGUCGGCGACGGUUACACCACAGACGCCAUGAACUGGCAGACGGGCGUCGUCAACGGCUACCACACUCUCCCCGCCGAGAGCGCGGGAGACGUCAUUGCGCCCAGUGUGGCCGUGAAGUCGGCGGAGGACUACCAGCCCUCCUACAUCCUCCCCGACGCCUCCCCCCCCCCAGCCCGCUAUCUCCCGCCGGUCUCGGACUACACCAUAGUGCAGGAGGUGGACUACCAGCACAGCUUGAUCCUCAACCCACCACCCCCCCAGGCCCCUGCACAUCAGUGCCUACCCCAGCACCCAGUCAAACCCCUGACCCCCAUGCCGGUGGGGUACAUCACCCCGGACCUGCUGGGAAGCAUUACACCCUGACGAGAUGAUUGAUUGAUCCCUUAAAGCGCAACACCCCGCCUGGAAUAAUCCUCUUGUCACUAAGAUACACACACACACACGCACACACGCACACACAAACAAACAGACAAACAUAGACACACACACACACACACAAACACACGCACAAACCCACACACACACACACACACACACACACACACACACACACACACACACACACACACACACACACACACACACACACACACACACACACACACACACACACACACACACGCAUACGCAUACGCACACAUACAACCUGCUUCCGCCUAUCUCCUGCUGGAAUCCAAAUGACUCAAUGUAUAGAUUGAGCUAUGAUGCAGUUGUUUGUGUUCAAUGUGUUGUUUGAGGUUUCUCAAAGGGAAGCUUGGAAAGCUGCGAAUAACAGUGCAAGGGUCAAGGUUCGAUGUGCAGAGCAUUGUUUUUUUGGGGAAAAGACUAUUGUUUUUCACCCUAUAUUUGCAUCACAGACUCCUGGACAUAUAAUGUCUCUAUUCAACACUAGGUUUUCUGCCGCAAAACAGGAAAGUUGUGUUGUUGGAGGAAUGAGGAUAAUUUGGAUCCUUUUUGUCUUUGAAUUGCCAGAUCAUUCGCAUGAAUGGAAAAUGAUAAGCUAAGCAGAAUUUUUAAUAACAAGGCAAGUUUGUUAACGCAUAGAAAAAGAAUGCAGAAUCAUUUAAAACGGAAAUAAUAUAUUUCUCAAAACAAAAGUACCUUGCUUACUUAAAGGUUGUUGGCCAUGAAGCUGUGGUCAUAGUAGAGAGGAAGCUAUUCAAUGUGAGAUUUAAAAGAAAAGAUCCCCUUUGUGGUUAAUAGAUAAAAAGAUGAGUAGCUGAUAUGAUGACGGUCGAAAGCAGCCAAUGUGUUUGGCUGACAAUAUUUCGCCGGAAUUUAUCCUCUGUUCUAAAGCUGCAGCAAAUAACAUUUUAGCUCUUAUUCUUAUUCAGCAAAUGAAAGGAAAAUUCACCAGAUUUUUGCUUCGUGAAUAUUGUUCUAUCUUUGUUUAUGUGUUUGUUAGCAUAAGCAUAACUGAUGAGGGACAGAAAUUUAGACAUACAUAUAUUUUUUCUAUAAAGUUUUAUCUUGUGAUGUGUUUUUCUUGUCACUAGAAACUGCAAUGUAUUGGUCUGCAUUUAUGCUGUUGCAGCUUCAGAAAGCUGAGCGACAUCAUCCUUGGGCCCUGUUGCUGUCUGCAUGGGUCUUGGGCUUUCCCCCUCUGCCCCCAAAUACAAUACACAAACUGAGGCUUAUUAGAGGCUUUCUAUGGUUGAAAUGGUAUGAAUCGACAGAGAGAGUGAGAGACGAUGGAUGGAUGAUUGUUACAUUGACAGUUGAUGGAUGGAUGGAUGGAUGGAUGGAUGGAUGGAUGGAUGGAUGGA